Messenger RNA from Colletotrichum aenigma, 252 nucleotides. RefSeq lists its product as uncharacterized. The coding region runs from base 1 to 252 and encodes 83 amino acids. The record is from RefSeq and is a predicted model, not a curated record. The transcript has 5 exons. NCBI's taxonomy places the organism in Eukaryota, Fungi, Ascomycota, Sordariomycetes, Glomerellales, Glomerellaceae.
AUGCGUGUCGGAUACCUUGCCCUUGCCGCGGCCGCUGCUGUCGUCACAGCGCCCACCCAGACCACACCAGACACAACUGCUGCGUGCACCUACUUUGGCAACCGAGGAACCGUCGACAGCGGCACCUGCCUGCAGAAGCCUGGAAUCAGCAUCGACGGAAGCGAGUUCGACUCGUACUGCCAGAUUGAGGCGUAUGAUCACAUGGGCUACACCGUGGCUUUUGUUGGUGCGGGAUACAGGGGUAGCUGCUGA